CCCACCUUCAAGACUAAUAUGUAAAUUCUCGCCAACAGUUUGGAAUGGACACAAAUGGGUCAUCCACAGCUCCAGAGUCUCCGGCUCCUGCAGAUUUGAUUCUUCAGCAAAGAAAGGAAGCUCUGCAGGGGCUUCCGCAACCGAGCGGAGAUGGCGGAGGCAUUUUGUCUCAACUCUCUAGUAACCCUUUCUUCACAGCGGGUUUUGGUCUAGCUGGUCUAGGCGCGGCCGCAACAUUCGCACAACGAGGCCUCAAGCACGGCGCAGCACUGAUCCGGCGGCGCAUGCUGGUCGACGUCGAAAUCAACAUCAAGGAUGACUCAUACACAUGGUUUCUGCAUUGGAUGACAAUAUACCAACAAUCACAACUAAACGGAGCUCGCGCGGCCGCCAAAAAUGGGAGCGAGAAAGUCGGGUUGGUGGAGACCUUGUUGCGCAAGUUUACACCUGGAAUGCGACAGCUGUCCAUUCAAACACAAAAGGUUGAACACUCCAACGGCGCGAUUCAUACGAAAUUCACGCUUAUACCUGGGACCGGGAGGCAUAUUUUACGAUACAAGAAUGCGUUUGUUCUUGUCAACCGUGUUCGCGAAUCUUCGUCGCGGGAUCUGCAAUCAGGUCGGCCAUGGGAAACGGUCACAUUGACUACGUUAUACGCGCAUCGGCAUAUUUUUGAAGACAUGUUUGCCGAGGCACAUGAGGUGGCUGCCAGGUCACACGAGGGAAAGACUAGAAUUUACAACAGCUGGGGCGCGGAAUGGCAACAGUUCGGCCACCCGCGGCGGAAACGUCCGUUGGAGUCGGUGGUUUUAGACGAUGGCAUUAAAGAAAGAAUUGUCGAGGAUGUGAAAGACUUUCUUGAUAGUGGGCGGUGGUACUACGACCGUGGAAUUCCUUACCGCAGGGGCUACCUCCUUCACGGCCCUCCUGGCAGUGGCAAGAGCUCGUUCAUACAGGCAUUAGCAGGGGAGCUAGAUUACGAUAUCGCGAUUUUGAAUCUUAGUGAGCGCGGUCUGACAGAUGACCGACUCAACCAUCUCCUCACAAUCAUCCCCAACCGGACUUUGGUUCUACUAGAGGAUGUUGACGCGGCCUUUUCCAACCGCCGAGUCCAAACAGAGGAAGACGGGUAUCGCGGGGCCAACGUCACGUUUUCUGGUCUCCUGAAUGCGCUUGACGGGGUAGCUAGCGCAGAGGAACGCAUUAUAUUUUUGACAACGAACCACGUUGAGCGGCUCGACGAAGCACUCGUCCGUCCUGGUCGUGUCGACAUGACAGUACGCCUGGGCGAAGCCACUCGCUACCAAGUGGCAGCGUUAUGGGAUCGAUUCUACGGCGAAUUCGAUCCAAACGGCGCCUAUAAGGAGAGAUUCCUAGACCGACUUUCGGGACUCGGACUCAUCGAAGAUGGGAAUGGCCAGAAGGCUGACCAUUCCCGGACUGUCAGUACUGCUGCUCUCCAGGGCUUAUUCUUGUACAAUAAGGGAGAUAUGGAAAGGGUGAUCAAAUCAGCCGACUUGCUAGCGCAGCCUAUUUACAAUUGAUUCAUGGGAAUGCCUGUAUUAUAAACGGAUUUUGUUCUACUGUAUAGUAAAUACUCUUUAAUCUCUGACAAUUACACGUCAGAUGACGACAAUAAUUAGACUCAUAGAAUUAUCUA
Messenger RNA from Talaromyces proteolyticus, 1660 nucleotides. Its product is annotated as putative mitochondrial chaperone BCS1. Gene Ontology annotation, molecular function: ATP binding; ATP hydrolysis activity. The transcript has 2 exons. Gene Ontology annotation, biological process: mitochondrial respiratory chain complex III assembly; protein insertion into mitochondrial inner membrane from matrix. The record is from RefSeq and is a predicted model, not a curated record. Bases 45 to 1544 code for a protein of 499 amino acids. Lineage: Eukaryota; Fungi; Ascomycota; Eurotiomycetes; Eurotiales; Trichocomaceae. Gene Ontology annotation, cellular component: mitochondrial inner membrane.